CAUUCUUGAACUGCCUUUAUUCCCCAAUGGAGUUUCCUCUGAAAGGAAAAAUUUUUGUUUAUUUUUACUCUAUUUGCUUUUUGGUUUUUUAUUUUUAUUUUUGUUGCAUUCUAAGAGCUUCUGUAUUUACAAACCUGUUUGUGUGUGUGUAAGAUAACUUAAAUAGAAGUGCACAAGUUAUAGUCUUAUCUCAUUUUUGAGAUGGCUGGGUCACCUCAGUCUCUAAUCAGUUACAAAAUGACAUGAUAAUUUAUUAUAUUAUACAUUGCCUUUUUUUUUUAAUGAAUUGUUAUUAAUUAUGAUUAUCUUUGAAAUGACCUUGUAAAUAAAGAUUUAUCAUUUUUGUUUGUACUUUUUAAAAUUAUGUUAUAAACACUUUCUUUCAUUCAUAAUCCAUUAGGAAGAAAUCUAAAAUGAUUAAAUAUUUUUCAUUGUAGUUAAUGUUUUCAUUACUUUUGUAUACAGUAUGUGUCUUCUACAAGAAAUUUGGACUCUUAAUAAAUAGCAAAGCAAGUUUUUCCUCUCUGCCACACCUUUUUUUUCUGGUUUAUAUAAACAACCUAUUAUGUUUGCCCUGACAGAAUCCAUUGUUGCAGUUUUACCACGAAUGAAAUGCCCUCAUCGUAUUGAGCCUCAUCAAAUUCAAGGCUUGGAUUUUAUUCACAUCUUUCCUGUAGUGCAAUGGCUAGUGAAGAAAGCGAUAGAGACAAGAGAAGAAAUGGGAGACUAUAUUCGUUCAUUCUCCAUCUCCCAGUUCAAUAAAAGUCAUAAAAUGCCAGAGGAUGAGCUAUUUGAGAAGGGGAAAGAAAAGUCCCUUGAGACCUUGUCCAAUGUCAAGGAUGUAUACAAGCCUCAGAGGAAAUACAGACGUCAUGAUGUUGACAAACUGAAAGAUGAAGAAACAAGAGUUCAGUCCACUUUAUUAGAAUAUGGAAGACAAUAUGGAGUUAGUCAUGUUGAUAAAGACCAAAAGGAAAGUGCAGCCAAAAAGAAAGGUUUACUUCCUGGAAUGACUAAAGACACUGUUGAUGAUGAAGAUGAUGCUGAGGCUGAAGAAGAGAGAAUCAAAGCCUUGAUGAGUGGAAUGUCAGCCAUGGAAAUGAAGGAAGGUAAAGUUGCAGCGAGUGCUGUGGGAUCGUUAGUUGGCUUAAAAUCACAGGAAAUCCAGAAAAUCGCCUCAGAAUUUGCACAGAAACAAGCAGAAAGGGAGCAAACGGAAAAACAAGAAAGACAAGGAGGUGUGCAACAACAUAAGAGGAUCACUACAGCCUUGAAGAAACAAAUCGAAGCUCAACAAAGUAAAUAUGACGAGUUAUCAGCUAAACAUAAACAGCUCUAUUCAGCCUAUGUAGAAACUAAAGAAAUGUUAGAUAAAGUGCAGGAAGAGAGUAACAAAAUAGAUCAGGAGAUGGAAGAAAUAGACCAGAUAGAGAAUUCAGAGAAUCAAGGAAUUCUUCAGACUCUAAGAGCCCUAGUUGCUAAGAAUGAAAGUUUGAAAAAACAAGAGCAAGAGUUUAAAGCACAAUGCAAAGAAGAAAUGGCAAAACUGAAGCAGAACAUUGAAAAACUCAAAGAAGAAGGAAAUGAAGCGGAUUCUGAAGACAAGGAGCGUGUCACUCUCAUAGACAAACAAUACAAUGCUGAUAAGGAAAAACUGCACAAGAUCCGACUUUUGUUGGCCAAGAAAAACCGUGAAAUAGCUGCCCUUCAAAGAAAAAUUGAUGAGGUCCCAUCCAGGGCAGAGCUCAGCCAGUAUCAGCGUAGAUUUGUGGAGCUGUAUAAUCAGGUGGCAUCGAAGCACAUUGAAACCAAACAAUUCUUUACUCUCUAUAACACACUUGAAGAUACUAAAACUUAUUUGAAUAAAGAGGUUCAACUUUUGAAUUCCAUUCAUGACAAUUUCCAAACCGCCAUGUCCUCUCCAGCCAAUAAAGAAGCUUUCCUGAAACAGUUUGAACAAAUUGUGGAAGGUGUUAAACAAAACAAAGCUAAGGCGGAGAAGAAAAAACAAGAAGAGAAGAUGAAGAGAGACCAGCUCAGUGACCAGCACCAGGACCUGAUAGAGAAACAGAGAUUGUAUUUCAAGACAGUCAAAGAGUUCAAAGAGGAGUGUCGCAAAAAUGAAAUUUUGCUGUCAAAACUACGAAGUGGAUAGAAUUUAUCAAGUUGAUGGAUGAUGUUAGGUCUUUAGAGUUUUGGAUGUGAAAUUUUUGGAUAGCAUUUAUUAAGUUAAUGUUUAGUAAGUGUCUUUUAAUGUAUACUGUGAUAUUUCCCUUCCUCCAGUGUAUUUGAAUUGCUAUUUAUAUAUUACACAUUUAACAUUGAAUUCUAAAAACAAAAGAACAAUAGUUGUUGCAAUGGAAGAAGAUACAAUAUAGUGACAAGCAAAAGGUAGUUUGAUUUGGUUUGGCCCCUCAUGUAUCCAUUCCUGAAUGAGAAAAUGCUAUAAUUUUGGUACUAAUUUAUCAUUAAUAUAAUAUAAGUUGUAAUGCAAUUGUACUGAAAAAUUUCUCUCUCAAAUGAGAAAAACUGUUUCAUUGGCUAAUGUAUGUGCUAAACUUUAAGGUGCAAAAUGAAUUCAUUGUAUUGCAUUUGCUUUGAUUGUAUUUCCUUAUGAUAUUAAAUUUUAACUUGAAAUCAGCUCAUGGA
Biomphalaria glabrata is the source of this 2649-nucleotide messenger RNA. RefSeq names its product coiled-coil domain-containing protein 93-like. Gene Ontology annotation, biological process: Golgi to plasma membrane transport. Bases 566 to 2155 code for a protein of 529 amino acids. Lineage: Eukaryota; Metazoa; Mollusca; Gastropoda; Planorbidae. The record is from RefSeq and is a predicted model, not a curated record. The transcript is spliced from 19 exons.